Vicia villosa (hairy vetch) is the source of this 1920-nucleotide messenger RNA. RefSeq names its product histone deacetylase 6-like. The transcript is spliced from 6 exons. The record is from RefSeq and is a predicted model, not a curated record. The coding region runs from base 73 to 1518 and encodes 481 amino acids. Gene Ontology annotation, molecular function: histone deacetylase activity. Lineage: Eukaryota; Viridiplantae; Streptophyta; Magnoliopsida; Fabales; Fabaceae.
AGAGGGAGAAAGAGGAAUAGAGAGGGAGAAGAAGGGUUUGGUUUUGUUGUACCAAAAUCAGAAUUCUCGAAUAUGGGUAGCGGUGAAAUGGGAGUUGCAGAGAGCGACGGUGCUUCGCUACCCUCAAUCGGAACCGACGCAAUGAAGCGAAGAGUAACCUACUUCUACGAACCAACCAUCGGCGAUUACUACUACGGUCAAGGCCACCCCAUGAAACCCCACCGUAUACGCAUGGCUCAUAACCUCGUCAUCCACUACGCGCUUCACCGUCGUAUGCAAAUCAACCGUCCUUUCCUCGCCGGUUCCGAAGACAUCCGCCGUUUUCACGCCGACGACUAUGUGGAGUUCCUUUCUUCCGUUUCGCCGGAAAUCCUCUCCGAGAGUUCUCACUCUCAUUAUCGUCAGCUUAAGCGGUUCAAUGUUGGUGAAGAUUGUCCGGUGUUCGAUGGACUUUUUCCGUUCUGUCAGGCCUCGGCUGGUGGAUCGAUUGGUGCUGCUGUGAGGCUUAAUCGCGGUGAUGCUGAUAUUGCUAUCAAUUGGGCUGGGGGUUUGCAUCAUGCUAAGAAAGCUGAAGCCUCGGGGUUUUGCUAUGUUAAUGACAUUGUUCUCGGUAUUCUCGAGCUUCUUAAAGCUCAUAGGCGUGUGGUGUAUGUUGAUAUUGAUGUCCACCAUGGAGAUGGCGUUGAGGAGGCAUUUUACACUACUGAUAGAGUGAUGACAGUGUCUUUUCACAAGUUUGGCGAUUUUUUCCCAGGAACUGGGCAUAUUAAAGACACUGGGGUGGGCUCUGGAAAGGACUAUGCCGUAAAUGUUCCUUUGAAUGAUGGAAUGGAUGAUGAGAAUUUCCGUGCUCUGUUCCGUCCCAUCAUGCAAAAAGUCAUGGACGUAUAUCAACCCGAUGCAGUUGUUCUUCAAUGUGGAGCUGAUUCAUUGUCUGGUGAUAGGCUGGGUUGCUUCAACUUGUCUGUGAAGGGUCAUGCAGACUGCCUUCGUUUCCUUAGAUCUUUCAAUGUUCCUCUAAUGGUCUUGGGUGGGGGAGGAUACACAGUACGGAAUGUUGCUCGUUGUUGGUGUUAUGAGACAGCAGUCGCAGUAGGAGUGGAGCCUAGUAAUAAGUUGCCAUACAACGAAUAUUAUGAAUAUUUUGGCCCAGACUAUACACUUCACGUUGAACCAAACAACAUGGAGAACCUAAACACACCCAAGGAUAUGGAAAAAAUCAGGAACAUGUUACUUGAACAAAUUUCCAGACUUCCUCAUGCACCCAGUGCACCUUUUCAGACUACACCGCCAACUGUACAAGUUCCAGAAGAGGAAGACGAGGACAUGGAUAUGAGACCAAAACCUCGCAUAUGGAAUGGUGAAGAUUAUGAUUCUGAAGACGAUGAUGAGUAUGAAGAUGAGAAGGCUAGUAUAAGGAGCUCAAAUUUAACUUCCCAUAUGAGGCGUUCAGCAGUUCAUAUGGAAGAAGACAAGCCAGAUGUUAAGCCUGAUGUGCAUUCGUCGUCGUCCUCCUAAUAGUGAUAAAACAGAACAAGUUCUCAAUUGUCAUGUUAUGUUAGUGAGAAGCUCAUUAAUGUUUGAGUUGUGCUUCACAUUUUCUUCCUCUAUGAUAAAUGUGUUUUGAAGUUUAAAUAUAUCGAGGUAGAUGUAUAAAGUAGGAAGCACAUUAGCUGAGGAUGGUGCCAUUUUGGUGGCGGAUUUGUAAAAGCACAUUACCUCAAAAAUAUAUUUGGUGCUUUAAGUGAACAAGUGAACACGAGGCAUGGAUGAUAAUUUCCUGAUCUACAUUCGUGUUCAUCAGACAUAGAUAUAGGGGUGCAAAAACUUGGUUAAUUUUUUGGUUUUUAUUUUGUUUAUGCUUUUUGUAGCAUGCAGAAAAGAAGAGUCCUAAAAAUUGAUUACAUACUAUUUUGACUA